Aphis gossypii (cotton aphid) is the source of this 2340-nucleotide messenger RNA. RefSeq names its product endoplasmic reticulum mannosyl-oligosaccharide 1,2-alpha-mannosidase. The record is from RefSeq and is a predicted model, not a curated record. The transcript is spliced from 8 exons. Gene Ontology annotation, molecular function: mannosyl-oligosaccharide 1,2-alpha-mannosidase activity; calcium ion binding. Gene Ontology annotation, biological process: carbohydrate metabolic process; N-glycan processing. Gene Ontology annotation, cellular component: membrane; endoplasmic reticulum. The coding region runs from base 504 to 2273 and encodes 589 amino acids. NCBI's taxonomy places the organism in Eukaryota, Metazoa, Arthropoda, Insecta, Hemiptera, Aphididae.
UCACAAACUAAAUUAAUUUUAUUAUCUCACUUCAUGAUUUAUCUGUGAUUUUUUAUCAAAUAACGUUAUCAACUUUUAAAACGAUUCAGCACACUGCACACAAUUAGUACACAACACUGCUACAGCAUACAGAUCAUAGAUCAAAUUUCAAAACGUCGAACGUUCCUAUCUCGAAACUAACACAAAAAUCUGUUUAAUUAGUCAAAUUAAAUGUGUUAUAAUAGGUAUUAGGUAGUUAAUUAACUGUGGUUUGUACGCGCUGUACCUUAUUUACUCUAUGCAAACGAACAACGAUUUACCAUUCACGAUUAUUGUGUAUUUUUGUCAUUGUACUAUUGUUCUACGUUGCCAGUUUUUUUUUCGAAUAGAGUUAUUGCUUAACAUUUAAAAGUUGUUCGCACCGGCAUAGGCACUUUAAACAUUUCCUACGAAAAUAUAGCAUAACAUAAUUAACUUACCUUUUAUAUGUUCUCAACUAUAAGCAAAACUGAUAUCUACUGAACAUGAUAAAAGACCAUGUGUCGUUGAAUUUCGACACAGUUUUGUUGACGGGUCCUACGCAAAAAUACAGCUGCAAAAGUUUUUAUAGAAGGUUUUGGAGACAAUUAUCAAAGUUACAGAAAUUAAUUUUAUACCUGUUGGCGAGUGUAAUAUUAAUUUCACUUCUAUUGUGGUUUAUUGGAUCUACUAAGAAUCUUGAAGAAUUAUCUGAGACCAAUGCUAUUAAAUUACCACAAGCAACUAUUUGGCCCCAGAAUGUUAAAGUUAAUUUACCAAAUUAUGUAGAUUCAGUAAAAAUAAAUGAAAUUGAAGAUGUUGAAACUCCAGAUCAAAAAGAACAAAUUGCCGCACCAAUAUCUAAUGAUGCUGCAAACUUACCGUCUGGUGAAGGUAUUCAGUUUACGCCAGCAACGGGUCAUAGACAAACCGCAGUUUUAAAUGCAUUUAAACAUGCAUGGAAAGGAUAUUGCAGUUAUGCCUGGGGACAUGAUCAUGUAAAACCUAUAAGUAGAAAGUACCAAGAUUGGUUUAAUCUAGGAUUGACCAUUGUUGAUUCUUUAGACACACUAUGGAUAAUGAAUUUGAAAAAAGAAUUUGAUGAAGCUCGUGAAUGGGUUAGUACCAGUUUUAACCUUGACCAUUAUAAAGAUGUCAACCUUUUUGAAACUACAAUUAGAGUGUUGGGUGGAUUUUUAAGUGCUUACCAUUUGUCGGGUGAUUCAUUAUUUCUUGAUAAAGCUCUAGAUAUUGGUUCACGACUUAUGCCAUGUUUUACAAAAUCUCCAUCACCAAUACCAUAUUCAGAUGUUAAUCUUAUCUCACAUAUGGCUCAUUCGCCUAAAUGGAGCCCAGAUUCGAGUACAGCUGAGGUAUCUACCAUACAAUUAGAAUUUAGAGAUUUAUCAAGGUCUACUGGUACACAAAACUUUGAAAAUGUUGCAUUCAAAGUAUCAGAACAUAUUCAUACAUUAGAAAAACCUAAUGGACUUGUGCCCAUCUAUAUAAAUCCAAAUACAGGCAAAUUUCAUAGAGGGUCUGAGAUUAAAAUUGGUGCUAGAGGUGAUAGUUAUUAUGAAUAUCUUUUGAAACAAUGGAUCCAAACUGGAAAAUCAAUUGAUUUUUUGAAGGAUGAUUAUUUGGAAGCCAUUGAUGGUAUAAUCACACAAUUAGUACGGACAUCACCCAAAAGAAAUUUAACAUAUAUAGGAGAACUGAAGGCAGGGUCACGAAAUUUUCACCCAAAGAUGGAUCAUUUAGUAUGCUACUUACCGGGCACAUUAGCACUUGGUGUUCACUAUGGUAUGCCUUCUAGUCAUAUGAGAUUGGCUGAAAAAUUGAUGGAAACAUGCUAUCGUAUGUAUGCCGACCAACCAACAUUUUUAUCCCCAGAAAUUGUAUAUUUUGGUACAAAUACGGAUGUCAAUCAAGACAUGUAUGUUAAUAUUAAUGAUGCACAUAGCCUAUUACGGCCUGAAUUUGUUGAAAGUCUUUGGUACAUGUAUCAAAUAUCAGGCAAUACAACAUAUCAGGAUUGGGGUUGGUUAAUAUUUCAAGCAUUUGAACGACAUACUAAAGUAGCUGGUGGUUUUACAUCCAUUGGCAAUGUGUUAGAUCCAGAAGAUACGCGUCCUCAAGACAUGACUGAAUCAUUCUUUUUUGCAGAAACCCUGAAGUAUCUAUAUUUGUUAAUGUCUGAUGAUCGACACAUGCUAUCUAUUGAUAAGUAUGUGGUUAACAGUGAAGGGCAUCCAUUGCCAAUUAAUAACCGGUGAUAAAUAAUUGAUCUGAUUACUUAUAGGUUUGCUGUUGAGUUAAUGAAUAGAUUUUUAUUUGUCUUUA